Messenger RNA from Diospyros lotus (date-plum), 842 nucleotides. RefSeq lists its product as uncharacterized. The record is from RefSeq and is a predicted model, not a curated record. The coding region runs from base 56 to 568 and encodes 170 amino acids. The transcript has 4 exons. Lineage: Eukaryota; Viridiplantae; Streptophyta; Magnoliopsida; Ericales; Ebenaceae.
UUGUUCAAAAGCGCCUGCAGGCCGGAGAGAGAGAGAGAGAGAGAGAGAGAGAGAGAUGCAGACGCAGAAGCAGGGAGGAGAGCAGCUACAAACACUGAUGCAGGCAGGCCAAAUCUCUGGAAGCCUGAGCUUCAACGGAACCCUAACGAAGGAAGACGAAGAGAUGUCAAAGUCGGCUCUCUCCACCUUCAGGGCCAAGGAAGAGGAGAUUGAGAGGAGGAAACUGGAGGUUAGAGAGAGAGUUCAGGCUCAGCUUGGUCGAAUCGAGGAGGAAACCAGGCGUUUGGCCACCAUUCGCGAGGAGCUCGAAUCAUUAACGGAUCCAAUGAGGAAAGAAGUCUCAGUUGUUCGUAAGAAGAUCGAUUCAGUCAACAAGGAGUUGAAACCACUGGGACAGACUUGCCAAAAGAAGGAGAGGGAGUACAAAGAAGCUCUAGAGGCUUUCAAUGAAAAGAAUAAGGAAAAAGUACAGCUAAUUACCAGACUAAUGGAGCUUGUCGGCGAAAGCGAGAGGAUGAGGUUGAAGAAGUUGGAGGAGCUGAGCAAGAGCAUAGAAAUGGUGCGCUAAGAGCCACAACCCAAACGCUGAUUACUAACGGGGACCUUGUGAUGUACUUAGGCUGAUUUACCUUGCUGUUUAAAUUAAAUCUGUGGGUGUCUUUGGCUUGUAUUUUGAUGGUGUUUCAUGUCUGCUUUAUUAGUAAUGGUAGCUUUUUUAUUGUAUUUUAUUUUAUUAUUUAUUCUGUUGAAGAAUUUGCUGAUCCGGAAAGGGUAAAGGUACCCUCUAGACAGGUUUGUAAUUGUAACAGGGGUCUCAUAUAUAUCUGGACCUGUUGUUCUCA